AUGAUGAAUGGGUAUGGAGAAUCACUCGAUUACUGCUAUAGUUCGUUAAAUGAUAUAAUAAACUGUCAAGAAUCUACAAUGGGAGACUUUAGAACCCAAAUGUCGGUUCUUUUGUUGUCAGGGCCUAUUGUUCUUGCUUUGUGUAUUGUGCUUAUAUUUCCUUUUUACUAUUCAAUUUUUAAAAUCGAAAAUGAGUUUUGGAGUAAUGUCAGAAAAAGUGUUUGUACCUCAUAUUUUGACUACAAACAAGCAAUUUUAGAUAGAUUAAGAGACGUCCACUUUGAGGAAAAUAUUACAUUUUCCAAUCAAAAACCUUCUAAAAAUCCAAGCACUUUUAAAAGCUAUUCAAGGUAUUUUUGAAGAGCGAUUAUUUAUUUUGCAAUUGUUUCUUGUUUUUGCUUAAUAAAUGUCUUUUAUCUUUAUGAUCAAUGUGCAAAAUAUCUAUCUAAUCGGCCUGAGGUUAUCAAGAAUUUAAUUCAAUCACAACUCUUGUAUACAAACUUAGUUAUAUGAACAUUUCAAACCGCAUCAAAUAUGUGGGGUUAUCCAUUUUGCCUGAAAUUUCCUUCUGGAUGCCCUUUUCCUCAAUCUGACACCAAGCUUAGCGAGAUUCUAACAAAUAUCCAAAUCACAGCCUUAGCUUUAAGAAAUCCCAAAUUUUCCGAUAUUUUAUCUCAAGAAUUUAAAAAUCUGUUAUAUAAAAACAAUCCAGAAUUUUCAAAGGAUUUUUUUGAGUUUGGAACUUAUUCAGCUCAGAAUAGCUUAAAGUUUGAAAUGCAUGCUCAUGCGUAUGUAAGUUCUCCUCCAAUUGAAUUAUUAACUUUCAUGUGAGACACACUGUAUAUCGCUGAUUUUUAUGAUAGAACUGUAACUGAAAUUGAUGAUUAUUCAAAAAGUGUGAUUAAUAAUCAAAUGAAUAUUAUUGCUAUUUCGCUAGCUGGCUUUGUUUUAUGCACAUUUGUAGCUUAUAUUGGAUUUUAUUUGCCUUUUUUCAAAUAUGAAAAAAAAUAUUUGCAAAAAAUAAAUUCGAUUCUUAAAAUCAUACCUAAUAAAUAA
Molecule: messenger RNA, 1056 nt
Organism: Blepharisma stoltei
Lineage: Eukaryota; Ciliophora; Heterotrichea; Heterotrichida; Blepharismidae
Source: the annotation of a GenBank genome assembly